Dovyalis caffra is the source of this 321-nucleotide messenger RNA. NCBI's taxonomy places the organism in Eukaryota, Viridiplantae, Streptophyta, Magnoliopsida, Malpighiales, Salicaceae. The record is from the annotation of a GenBank genome assembly.
AUGGCAUAUGUUGUGUCUAUCAUUAGCGUUGUAGGGGAUGCGUUUUGUGUUCCUUAUCCUGUGGAGUUGAUCAUCAAGAAGAAGUGUCGUGGACUCUUUGAAGAACACUUCGAAGUACUAGAUGUCAAUGGAAAUCUUUUCCUACGAGUCGGUGGCUCCUGCAAGAAUUUCCAGAAGAAAAGAACCAUGCGAGAUCCUGCUGGUUUUCCUAUCAUCACAAUACCCAAAAAGACCGUCAUCGCUGGACAGUUCAUUGAGGAGAAAGUUCAGACAGGACUGCUCCCCUCUUCAGUGUACAACGAUCUCAUGCACUUCAGAUGA